Molecule: messenger RNA, 2439 nt
Organism: Pectinophora gossypiella (pink bollworm)
Lineage: Eukaryota; Metazoa; Arthropoda; Insecta; Lepidoptera; Gelechiidae
Exons: 5
Coding region: 578-1249 (223 amino acids)
Source: RefSeq, a predicted model, not a curated record
CACGCGCAUGCCGCUAACACGCGCGACAAUCGAUCACAAUCGAUCGAUUUGUUUACAUCGAUUUCAUCGUUUCGUGAAGUGCUGGCCGUUUUGAUAGUAAAAUUUUAAAUAUAAAUUAGAGUAUUUAAACUGACUAAAAAUUUAAAUUGUGCGUUCUGUUUUGGAUUUGUUUUUUAUUCGUCUAGUGGACGGAUUUUACAAUACAGAAUUUGAGGUUAAAAUAGUGGCUGGAAAAAGUAAAGUCAAUCAACAGUGACAAAAAUUACAGUGCAUUUUUGAUUAGACAAAGUGAUUUGGAAAAAAAUAUUUUUUUUUUGUGCAGUGUUGAGUGGUAUUAAAAAUUGAUUUCAAAAAGUGUUGCAAUUGUGGUGUACGUAGUUCUUGACUUAUUUUAGAAUUUUUGCAGAUACGUCACAAGUGGCGUUUGAACUCUCAAGGAGCCCAAAAUUAAGAAGGUGCGCAAUGUGGGUGGCACGGUGGUAGAGGCCGGGAGGGCGGCCGGAUGCGGCUCGCGCGCGCCCGUCCGCCCGCCGCCUCCGUCACAUAGGCGCGCUCGCGCUACCCCUGCGCGCACACUAUGCGCAUGGCAAGCGCCCUGCCCACUCUGCUCGCGGUGCUGUGUGGGGCAGUGGCGGGUGCAGGCGACGUGAUGGCGAACGUGAGCCGCGUGCGCCGCUCGCCGCAACCUCACCAUCCGCACCGCGUGCUGACGGAUGAGGAGUUAGACGCGACGGCGGCGUGGAAGCGGUCGCACUGGCGUGAGAUGCAGUCCAUCCUGCGGCACGAAGGUUCCAACAGGGAAGUCGUCGAGUGCUGCCCCUCGGUGCUCGAGAUGGUCGCCAAGAAAGGCGGCCGCACCCCCACAGGCCUCUACGUAGAACUGUACGAGGAUGGCGAGAACAAACAGCGCCUGUACGAACUGUCCUGCGCGCCAGGAGUCGUCGACAAGCCCUGCCGCUUCGUCGACGCCCGCCUCUACAACCAGUCGCGUUGCGUCCAAAAAUACUCUUACUCUUACGCGUUAGUGCGGUAUUCCGCAGCCACCGAGAUGCCCCAACACCGGCACAGGACUGAGGGACAUUUCUCCGUGCCAGGCUCCGGUGGCUGGUCGAUGGACUAUGUGAUAGUUCGGGCAGGUUGUGAGUGCCAAAUUACUCCUCCGAAGAGGAAAAGUGCGCAUAGGAAACGGCUCGAGCGGCACCGCCAGAGGAAGAAAAACAAGCGGCUCGAGGAAGAAGAUGAGACUUGAUUGUGGUGGAGUGCUAGUGACAAUCCAGUGGGACAUUGAACAAAUUGCGGAGUCUUCCCGGUUUAGUGUAAGGUGUGUUUUGGCAUCUGAUAACGGCAUCUUGGAAAUCUUAAGGGCGCUAUUUCAGUAGUGGGAAAUUAUUCGGGAUUGGAUUCAUCAUCUCCAGAAACAGAAUCAUUUAUUCAACGUAAUUAUCAUGGAUAAACUUGUUGAAGGUCAAUGUAACAUUUUUGAAUUUCCGUCAUUUCGCAAGGUGUUAUGGCUGAGGAGAAGAAAUGACAAGAAACUGCAACAGCAUCUCCCUAGCAUUAUCCCGUUCUUUACAGGGUUCACUUACCUAACCUGAAGAUUUGACAGGUUUGGUGUACAGAAGCAACUGGUUGUGUGACCUUAACAACUCUUAUCUAUUGAAAUUGUAGCCAAUCACAGGACAGUACUUCUAGCUGCCUGAUACUGGUACCCUUAUUCUAAGAUAUUCACUUGACUUUGUACUCAGUUGAGACCACCUCAAGGGCUUCAUCGAACUCAGCUCAGAAAAAAUAGUGUUUACAGAAGUGACUGCCUGUUUGACCUUCCAACCCGAAAGAUACCGGAUGCAGGUUUUAUUCGGGAUUCCGUUGCCGGCAAUUAGUUGGUCGCGUAAUCAGGUCAGGUUAUCCUUUAUGCUGCAUGCAUUCUUUUGGUGGCGUCAUCAUGGUGUCCAAGUAAUAUAGGGCCCUUAGAAUAUUAGUAUUACAGUCUAUGUUGAAUGGUGUCUUUCAAUUAGUGUUCACUCAUGAGCAAUAUAAUGUACCCACUUUAGGACUCUGUCGCACUAACAUAUUUGACAUUAAGUGAGACUUACAGUUCAAUUUGUCAAAAAAGUUAAUGUGACAUGGUACCAAAGUGUAUACAUAUUAAUGCUCGUGACCGUUCACUUAAGAGUCUUUAUCAGUUUCAAGUACAGAACGUCUACGGACGUUCCGAUUCCAAAUGUCAUACCACCUAUUAUGAACCAUCAAUGAUCCAUGGUCUCUGUCCGUGAAAGGGUUAAAGUACUAUUUUCCCAGUUUUCUCGCCUCUGGCCCAACUGGGCACCCUCAGGCCUUUGUCUUAAACGUUGAACCGGGUGAGAGCCUUCAGUGCUCCCCAUUUGUCCGGCCAAGUAGUUUAUGCCAUCUGCGGCAAAUAUACAAUAAGUCACGUAAAAA